Penicillium cosmopolitanum is the source of this 543-nucleotide messenger RNA. RefSeq lists its product as uncharacterized. Bases 1 to 543 code for a protein of 180 amino acids. The transcript has a single exon. The record is from RefSeq and is a predicted model, not a curated record. NCBI's taxonomy places the organism in Eukaryota, Fungi, Ascomycota, Eurotiomycetes, Eurotiales, Aspergillaceae.
AUGAAAAACAAACGCCAUGUCUUCCUUUCUUUACAACAUCGCUCCGCACUCUCGAUCCGCGAAAACAGACAACGACUCGGCCACGCAGCCUUUCACUGGGGUAUACUCAUAUGCUCCAAAAACCCCACAGAAUCAAAUUGCUGCGUUUUCGACGCAAGUGACGGAAUCCUCCUAGACGAGACAACCGGCAUAAAUCUGAACCCUGACGGCAACUGGAACUUCCGAGAAAAGACCUAUACCGACCCUCAAGCGAUUGCUCACUUUUUGGGAAGUGUGAUGAUUGAGAAACUACCCAAGGGAAUCACCAACGCGGGUUUUCGUGAUAUUCUCAAGGAUAUUGCACUUCCACAACCUGGUGCUAAGCCGGAACAAAACUGCGUUAGCUGGACUAGAAAUGGUAUUUUGGAAUUACAGGAGAAGGGUCUUGUUGAGCAGUUCGAUCUGGAUCGGUUCAUGGAUGAUGCUCUUGCCUAUGCAGAUAAACAUUUACGAGACUACAACUCUACACCUGCUAGUAUCAACUACACAGACCGGCCUAUGUAA